AUGAUGCGCUUAUUUUCAUCCACGGCCUUCGUUGUCACAAUUUUGACAACCUUCAAUCUCCAAACUACCUACGCCCGCGCCACUCCGCUGUCUUUAGACUUGUCGACGCUCGCGCCCCGGGAUACCCUAUCAGAUCAUGGAUCCAGCUGCACAGCCUGGAAAGAAGAACAACCUAACGGCUAUUUCAGAUUGAAAAUGAAGUGUGACAAGAUUGGCCGAGGUCUCAAGGUCUGUGGUUCCGGGUCAUAUGCAAACUACGGCUUCUCCACUGAUUAUGUCGACAACAAUAACUUAGGAGUGGUUGUCCAGAGUCCAGCAUAUAACUCGGAUGCCUCCCUUGAGAAACUCAAUUUUAGAUACGCUUUCUCAUCCUCAGGCAACUCGGAUAUGGGAAGCUGUGAUUCUAAUCUCGUUGAAGUCGAACAUACCAUUAAAAAUGGCUGGUACAACUCAAUGACCUGUACCAAUAUCAGCCCAUACCUCAAGGUCCGCGCCGUGCUGGACUUGCCCGGCGCAUUCAAUCAGUAUUCGGAGUGGAUCAAUAACCCUGGUACAGUCCAGACUUUGGAGCGAGAAUCGUGGUUUGGCAGACCCAGUGCCUACGCUGAAUGGAAGCUUAGGGACGAAUAA
This is a messenger RNA of Exophiala bonariae, 630 nucleotides long. RefSeq lists its product as uncharacterized. Bases 1 to 630 code for a protein of 209 amino acids. The record is from RefSeq and is a predicted model, not a curated record. NCBI's taxonomy places the organism in Eukaryota, Fungi, Ascomycota, Eurotiomycetes, Chaetothyriales, Herpotrichiellaceae. The transcript has a single exon.